AUGGCCACCAAAGAUUUUGCAACAGCAAUGAUCUUCUUAUCACAGACUACAGUUGGUAUUAUGGCAAAUUUCUCUCUUCUUUACCAUUAUAUUUUCCUUUACUUCAAGGGAUGCAAGUCAAGGUCCACAGACUUGAUUCUCAGGCACCUGACUAUAGCCAAUUCCUUGGUCAUCCUCUUUAAAGGAAUCCCAGAGACCAUGGCAGCUUUUGGAUGGAAAGAUGUCUUCAAUAAUUUUGCUUGCAAACUUGUUUUCUACAUUCACAGGGUGAGCAGGGGAGUGUCCUUUGGCAGCAUCUGUCUCUUGAGUAUCUUCCAGGCCAUCACCAUGAGCCCCAUAAAUUCCAGGUGGGCAAAGCUUAAGGUGAAAGCUCCCAAAUACAUUGGCUUCUCCAGUGUCCUCUGCUGGAUCCUGCACAUGUUGGUAAAUAUAGUUUUUCCUUUGUAUCUGACUACCAAUUGGAGCAAUAAAACCAUCACAAACAAAAAAGACUAUGGAUACUGUUCUGCUGUGCGUCAUGACAAGACCACAGACUCGCUGUAUGCAUUAUUGUUAGCAUUCCCUGAUGUUGUGUGUUUGGGACUCAUGCUCUGGGCCAGUGGCUCCAUGGUUUUCAUACUGCAGAGACACAAGCAGCGAGUCCAACACAUUCACAGGAACAACGUCUCCCCCAGAUCCUCCCCUGAGACCAGAGCCACCCAAGGCAUCCUUGCCCUGGUGAGCACCUUUGUGUGUUUUUAUACCCUCUCUUCCAUUCUGGCCAUUUUUGUAGGAGUUUUCAGUCAUCUCAGUUGGUGGCUGAUGAACUUGACUGCACUAACUGCUGCAUGUUUCCCAACUGUCAGUCCCUUUGUUCUCAUGAGCUAUGACUCCAGUGUCUCCAUGUUCUGCUUUUCUAGGAUAAGGAAGAAAAAAUCACCUCAUCUUGGCAGAAAUACCUGUGUGUUCUUGCACAAGCUACAGUUGUUUGUUUAUUAA
Loxodonta africana (African savanna elephant) is the source of this 978-nucleotide messenger RNA. Its product is annotated as vomeronasal type-1 receptor 4-like. The transcript has a single exon. NCBI's taxonomy places the organism in Eukaryota, Metazoa, Chordata, Mammalia, Proboscidea, Elephantidae. Gene Ontology annotation, biological process: G protein-coupled receptor signaling pathway. The record is from RefSeq and is a predicted model, not a curated record. Gene Ontology annotation, molecular function: pheromone receptor activity. Gene Ontology annotation, cellular component: membrane. Bases 1 to 978 code for a protein of 325 amino acids.